GAAACAGGUCCCCGACAGCCUCCUCGCCUUCCAGCACAUGUUCCCGGACGAUGACGCCUGCGCCGCCUGGCUGAUCGAAAUGCGCUGGCCGGACGGCUUCGUCUGUCCCGCGUGCGGCCAUGAAAAGGGAUGGGCGCUGCGCAGAAAAGCACACACCUUCGAGUGCGCCGGCUGCCGCCGGCAGACCUCGGUGACGGCCGGGACGAUCCUGCACGCCAGCAAGCUGCCGCUCACCGUCUGGUUCUGGGCCGCCUACCUGAUGGCGACCCCACUCCAACGGCAUCUCUGCCCUGCAGCUCCAGAAACAGCUCGGUAUCGGCUCUUACCGCAGCGCUUGGCUGCUCGCCCACAAGCUGCGCGCCAGCAUGGUCGACCCCGAGCGCAACCCGUUGUCGGGCCUGGUGGAAAUCGACGAGGCCAGCCUUCCAUUCCGGACCAAAGACGAUCCUCCCACCGGAGGGCAAGGACGCAGCCACGACGGCAAGAUGCUCAUCGUCGGCGCCAUCGAACUCGGGGACGGAAACAUCCCAGGCCGCCUGCGGCUGGCCGAAAUCUCCUCCUACGGCGCCGCCGACCUCGGACACUUCGUCGAAACCGCCGCCGAUCCCGACGCCAUCGCGAAAACCGACGGCUGGUCCGGCUACGCUGCGGUCCCCGCCGAUCGCCACAAUGUCCAUGUCGUCGGGAAGACCGCCGCUCACCUCGUCCUGCCGUGGAUCCACCAAGUCUUCUCCAACCUCAAAGGAUGGGCGCGAGGCGUCUACCACGGGCUGCGUCGCAAGCAUCUGCAGGCCUAUCUCGAUGAGUUCGUCUUUCGCUUCAACCGCCGCAAAACCCGCCACGCUGCUUUCCGCUCGCUCUUCCGCAUCGCCACCAAUGCAGAACCCCUUACCUACAGCAUGUUGAUCGAACCGGAGCCAUGU
Molecule: messenger RNA, 923 nt
Organism: Geodia barretti
Lineage: Eukaryota; Metazoa; Porifera; Demospongiae; Tetractinellida; Geodiidae
Source: the annotation of a GenBank genome assembly